Parnassius mnemosyne (clouded apollo) is the source of this 471-nucleotide messenger RNA. The record is from the annotation of a GenBank genome assembly. NCBI's taxonomy places the organism in Eukaryota, Metazoa, Arthropoda, Insecta, Lepidoptera, Papilionidae.
AUGUCGAACCAAGAAGACGCACCUUUGCCGGAGGGUUGGGAGAUGCGAACCAGCCGAUCAACGGGUAUGACGUACUUUCUAAACAUUUACACAAAAAAGUCGCAAUGGGAACGGCCUGAAGCACCAGCUGAUCCUGGUGAAGUUCGAUGCAGCCAUAUCUUAGUGAAACAUGCUGAAAGCCGCCGGCCAUCUUCAUGGCGCGAAGAAACAAUUACCAGAACCAAAGAAGAGGCUAUGGACUUGCUAAAAAGUUACCGUAAGCAGAUAGUUACAAAUGAAUCAACAUUUGUGGAUAUUGCAACAAAAUAUUCCGAUUGUUCAUCAGCGAAACGUGGUGGUGAUCUUGGAAUGUUUGGACGUGGACAGAUGCAACAGCCAUUUGAAGAAGAAGCAUUCAAACUUAAAGUCGGUCAGCUGAGUAAACCAAUAGAAACUGAAUCUGGCUAUCAUAUUAUUUUAAGAACAAUGUAG